AUGUCCAACGUCAACUACGGUACGGCAGCCGAAGGCGUCUCUGGCGCGCCGCCCGCCGUUCACUCCAUCAACGGCAGCACCGCCGCCAGCGCGGGGAAGCAGCCAGCGCAUGAUCAUAACGAUGAGGGCUUCCAGCCCCAACCCGCCAUGGAGGUCGUGCCUCCCCGCCAACAGGAUCUACAGCGCAGCUAUGCCACCAUUGUCGAUUCCGACGCGAACCCCAAGGGCUGGUAUGGCUCCAUGAUCAAUGGGCUGGGCGUCUGCAUCGGAGCUAUCGGCGCCGUCCCCUGCUGUCCUUUCCCCAACCCCUACAAGACCGUCGGCCAGGGUCAUGUCGGCCUCGUCACCAAGUUUGGCAAGUUCUACAAGGCCGUCGACCCGGGCCUCGUCAAGGUCAACCCCCUCAGCGAGCGACUCAUCCAGGUCGACGUCAAGAUCCAAAUCGCCGAAGUACCCCAGCAGACCUGCAUGACCAAGGACAACGUCACCCUCCACCUCAACUCCGUCAUCUACUACCACAUCAUCUCGCCCCACAAGGCCGCCUUUGGCAUCUCCAAUGUGCGCCAGGCCCUCAUUGAGCGUACACAGACCACCCUGCGCCACGUCGUCGGUGCCCGCGUCCUCCAGGACGUCAUCGAGCGCCGCGAGGAGAUUGCCAAUUCCAUCAGCGAGAUAAUCGACACUAUUGCUACUGGGUGGGGUGUCAAGGUUGAGAGCAUGCUCAUCAAGGACAUCAUCUUUAGCUCGGAGCUUCAGGAGAGUCUGUCCAUGGCGGCCCAGAGCAAGCGUAUUGGUGAGAGCAAGAUUAUCGCCGCCCAGGCUGAGGUUGAGGCUGCCAAGCUCAUGCGCCAGGCUGCCGACAUCCUCUCGUCCGCUCCCGCCAUGCAGAUCCGCUACCUCGAGGCCAUGCAGUCCAUGGCCAAGUCCGCCAACAGCAAGGUCAUCUUCCUGCCCGCCGCCAACCAGACCAUGCCCAACAGCACCGUCUUCAACAAGGACGGCGAGGCUUCGAGCGUCGCCGACUUUGCUCACGAUUUCAGCACGACGAACCCCGGCCUUCAGCAGGCUAUAAACGCCCGCAUCGUUGAGCACAUUUAA
This is a messenger RNA of Scedosporium apiospermum, 1098 nucleotides long. RefSeq lists its product as uncharacterized. The coding region runs from base 1 to 1098 and encodes 365 amino acids. Gene Ontology annotation, cellular component: plasma membrane. The transcript has 3 exons. The record is from RefSeq and is a predicted model, not a curated record. Lineage: Eukaryota; Fungi; Ascomycota; Sordariomycetes; Microascales; Microascaceae.